Messenger RNA from Brassicogethes aeneus, 929 nucleotides. The record is from the annotation of a GenBank genome assembly. NCBI's taxonomy places the organism in Eukaryota, Metazoa, Arthropoda, Insecta, Coleoptera, Nitidulidae.
UUAGUUAGUGAUAAUCAUUAAACACGUUAACAUGGCGCCUAAAUUGUACAUGAUUCCACCCAGCCCUCCAGUGAGAUCUGUCUUACUGACUGCUAAGGCUUUAGACUUGAAUUUAGAUUUAAUAAAUGUUGAUUUAUUAAAAAAGGAAAAUAUGAAACCAGAAUUUUUAAAACUUAACCCCUCACACACGGUACCAGUUUUGGAUGAUGAUGGUUUUAUAUUGGCAGACAGUCAUGCUAUAAUAAUAUAUUUAAUUGAGAAAUACGGAAAAGAUAGCAGUUUAUACCCAAAGGACAUCAAGGAGCGUGCGGUCGUAAACCACAGACUUCAUUUCGAUAAUGGAACUCUUUUUUCUAGAUUGUCAGCCAUGGUAAAACCCCUUUUUUACAACAACGAAAAAUCCAUUCCCCAAGAAAAAAUUGAUGGCGUUGUAGAGGCAUACAAAAUUUUGGAAACUUUUUUACAAAGUGCGCCGUGGAUGGCUGGUCAAAAAAUGACGGUGGCGGAUUUAGCAAUUGUUGCAUCCGUUACAAGUUUGAAUGCAGUGAUUCCCAUUAAAGAAAAGGAAUGUCCAAAACUUGUUUCUUGGAUUAAAAACAUGGAAGCAUUACCUUGCUACUCUGCUAACAAGGAAGGACUUAAUAUCUUUGCUGGCGCCAUAAAGUCAUUUUUGGGAUAAUAUGAGAACCUAGAACCUAAAAUGUAUGAAACUUAAUAAUAUUAUACCUACAAUAAAAAUAUAACACAGACUAAAAAUCGUAGUUUUUAAACGGCAUUUAGUUUUAGUUCUAUGUUUUUAGUUUAAACUUAUUAUGGGGUGGACGAAUUUCUUAGUAACAUUCCUAUUUUCUAAAUACUACUAAAUAUGGGUUUGUUCUUAAUACAAAAUAUACAUGUAUUUUAAAUUAAGAUAAUAAAUCUUAACCUUC